Molecule: messenger RNA, 1053 nt
Organism: Nematolebias whitei (Rio pearlfish)
Lineage: Eukaryota; Metazoa; Chordata; Actinopteri; Cyprinodontiformes; Rivulidae
Gene: tyw5
Product: tRNA-yW synthesizing protein 5
Exons: 8
Coding region: 61-1053 (330 amino acids)
Biological process (GO): wybutosine biosynthetic process
Molecular function (GO): 2-oxoglutarate-dependent dioxygenase activity; tRNA binding
Source: RefSeq, a predicted model, not a curated record
ACCGGCCAGUACCGCUUACUUCCGCUAAAAAAAAAAAAAAAGACAAAUGAUUCGAGUUAAAUGGAGAACCAGGAAAACAUAUCUGUUCCCAUAUUUACUGAGGUGGACAGAAGAGUGUUUUUAGAGAACAUCUAUCCGAAGCGCCGACCGGCCGUCCUGAGGGGAGUGGACCUGGGCCCGUGUGUGGACAGAUGGACGGUUGAAUAUCUCGGGGAGAAAGGAGGCGACAGGGAGGUGAAGGUCCACGUCUCCACCGUAGCUCAGAUGGAUUUCCUUCAUAAAAACUUUGCCUACAGGACUCUGCAGUUUAAUGAAUUUGUUAAACGAGCAUCGGAGACAAAACACUCCGACUUCUUCCUGUGUGAGGAUGAGAGCUACUAUCUUCGAUCACUGGGAGAGAACGUCCGCAAGGAACCUGCUGAUCUGAACAAACAGUUUCCGGACUUGGCCGAGGACUUUCACGUCCCUCACUUCUUCGAACCGGAUCAGUUCUUCUCCAGCGUGUUCCGGAUCAGCUCCUGCGGCCUGCAGCUGUGGACGCACUACGACGUGAUGGACAACCUGCUGGCUCAGGUGACUGGAAGGAAGAGAGUGGUUCUUUACAGCCCCCAAGAUGCAUUGCACCUCUACCUGUCUGGUGAUAAGUCAGAGGUCCUGGAUGUCGAUGCCCCUGAUCUCAAAAGGUUUCCGGACUUCGUGAAGGCGAGGAGGUACGAGUGCGUUCUGGAGCCCGGGGAUCUACUUUUUAUUCCCGCGCUGUGGUUCCACAACACCCUCGCCCUUCAGUUCGGAGUGGGCGUCAACGUAUUUUGGCGCCAUCUACCUGCUGACAUCUAUGAUAAAAAAGACCCGUAUGGUAACAAAGACCCGGUGGCCGCCGCUCGAGCCCUUCAGGCUCUGGAGCGGGCUCUGCACGCUCUGGAUGAACUUCCAGCGGAGUACAGGGACUUCUAUGGCCGACGUAUGGUCCAGGUCAUCCAGAGGCGGACGUUUUGUGACGAUCAGGACUCCGACACUACAUUACCCAGAAGUCAGUUCACCAAACCUGGAUGA